CAAAAGUUGGCGCAUGCUAGUGCGAGUCGAGUUUGUUAAACACACAGUAGUGACAACGUGUGCUGCUUUAGCGUUAUGGAGCUUGGAAUAGGAAGUGAUGAUGACUUAUUUUCUGAAGAAAAAGAUACAACCUUCAAAGAGAAAAGUGGAUGGAUUGCAAAACAAUGUGAAUCGGAGUGGUUCAUGGAAGACGUCGUUGACAAAAGCAGUAACUCUUCCGAAGAAACUCAGCUCAUCUCCUACAAAGCUGAUCGUUUGUACAGUAAGAAGCAAUUCAAUGGAGCACUCGCAGCCUAUAAGAGGGCCAUACGAAUGGUUGCCUCUCGUUACGUCUUGCUCCGACGCAUACUGAUAGAGGGCGCUUCAAGGAGCAGUAUGUAUAUACAAGAUCAUGAGCAGGCAUUGCACUUUGCAGAAAUGCUGUUUGAGGAGUCUUUAACCCUGGAACAUCGGAUGAUGGCACACAGUCUGUUAGCUUCAGUUCAUGCUGCGGCAGGGAACCAUUCGGAUUCUAUAAAAAGUCUACAUUUUUGCAUCCAGUGGCAGCGUUCCAAUGUCCAGUUCUGGUUGAAGUUAGCAAACGCAUACAGCGCCCUCUAUAGUCAAUCCAGUCAUGAGGACAACAAUAGGCACGCUCAGAGUGGUUUAAUCAACGGUGUAGCUACGGAUGGUCUCAGUGGCUCUAAACCGACACUCGGUCCUUUUCAAGAAGGUGCUUCGAGAAACAGUGCUCAGACAAGAAACUUGACUUUAAAAGAAUCUGAAGCGAACUCCGGAAACAGUACCGCCGAGAGUUUACAAAAUAAUCCACAGCAAUGUUAUGAAGGUGAAGUGUUUAAUAAGGGAGAACAAGAAGAGAGUGGGAUGAAAGAUUUAACAGGGGAUGGCGCUCCUAGUCUCGGCACUAUUGUGGAAUCAUCAAACAAAGACCAUUCAGGGGUGCAUGAUAACCCGUCCAGCGUCAGUGACUUAUUAAAUGUAUUCGACAGACUUGCUAUGGACCCUGAUGAUGCAAAACUGAGUAGUGAAACCAUGGUGCGGAAUUUAACGUGCAGUGACUUUCAACCUCUUUUGUAUGCUGGGAGUUGUCUACUUCGAGCUAGGUUGCUGUUAAAAUCAGUUGAGCACUCGGUCAAUUCCUUUGCUAUAGUCAAGAAUAGUCAACUUCAGAAACAGGUAGACGAGCGCUUGGCCGUUCUGAACAUCAACCACACCCUUCUUGAAGUUCUACACAACCAUGCAAGACAUAUCUUCCGAAAGGGUUAUAAGAAGCUGGAUGGAGAUGCAUGUGGAGACGAUAAAGAGGAGGAUGCUACGAUAGACGAGAGCAGUUUGUCCUCUGAGCUUUUUGAGAAGAGAUGGUUCCAAUGGGUUAAUAGUUGAUGUUAGAGGAAAGGGUUAAACAACCUUUGGGAUGAUUCUAACGCCCACCCUGAAAGUAUUGGCUCGCUUCCAGCUUGUGUUUCAAGCCUGGAGUUUCAUCUUUGAGAGGGCAAGGCCAUUUUCAUUUUGCAAAGGGCACUUCCACUUGAAGGGGCCCCCCAAGGCCAAGACGAGGGGCAAUUGAGGCCAUGACCACUGUGUAAUUCCAGGCCUGCUGUUUGUAGCUCCAUCCACCUGGCGCCAAUUUCAUAAAGCUGUUAAAGCCAUUAUACACUUUCGGUAAACAGUUAUUGUCCAAGGCCCACACU
Asterias rubens (European starfish) is the source of this 1691-nucleotide messenger RNA. RefSeq lists its product as uncharacterized. NCBI's taxonomy places the organism in Eukaryota, Metazoa, Echinodermata, Asteroidea, Forcipulatida, Asteriidae. Gene Ontology annotation, molecular function: protein binding. The transcript has 6 exons. Bases 76 to 1383 code for a protein of 435 amino acids. The record is from RefSeq and is a predicted model, not a curated record.